Thrips palmi is the source of this 6339-nucleotide messenger RNA. RefSeq names its product gamma-aminobutyric acid type B receptor subunit 2 (gene GABA-B-R2). The coding region runs from base 115 to 3960 and encodes 1281 amino acids. Gene Ontology annotation, molecular function: G protein-coupled GABA receptor activity. Gene Ontology annotation, cellular component: G protein-coupled receptor heterodimeric complex; membrane. The transcript is spliced from 18 exons. Gene Ontology annotation, biological process: gamma-aminobutyric acid signaling pathway; G protein-coupled receptor signaling pathway. The record is from RefSeq and is a predicted model, not a curated record. NCBI's taxonomy places the organism in Eukaryota, Metazoa, Arthropoda, Insecta, Thysanoptera, Thripidae.
GCCGGCUCGCAGAGGCCCACGUCGACGGGCGGCAAGGACCGUCACGACGUCUACAUCGCAGGCUUCUUCCCCUUCGCCCGCUCCGUGCCCGAGUCGCGCGUGGGGCGCGGCGUCAUGCCCUCCGUCAAGCUGGCCGUGGACCACAUCAACGAGAACCAGGCCGUCCUGCGCAACUACCGGCUGCACAUGUGGUGGAACGACACACAGUGCAACGCGGCCGUCGGGGUGAAGGCGUUCUUCGACAUGAUGCACAAGGGGCCGCCCAAGGUGAUGCUGUUCGGGGCGGCCUGCACCCACGUCACGGACCCCAUCGCCAAGGCCUCCAAGCACUGGCGCCUCACGCAGCUGUCGUACGCGGACACCCACCCCAUGUUCACGUCGGAGAGCUUCCCCAACUUCUUCCGCGUGGUGCCGAGUGAGAACGCCUUCAACCUGCCCCGCCUCAAGCUGCUGCAGCAAUUCAACUGGACACGCGUCGGCACCAUCUACCAGAACGAGCCCCGCUACUCCCUGGCUCACAACCGGCUGGUGGCGGACCUGGACACCCUGGGCUUCCAAGUGGCUGAGGCACAGAGCUUCGCCACCGACGUGUCGGACGCCAUCGAGAAGCUCAAGGCGAAGGACAUCCGCAUCGUGCUGGGGAACUUCAACGAGACGUGGGCCCGGAGGAUAUUCUGCCAAGCACACAAGGUCGGCAUGGUGGGCCGCAAGUUCCAAUGGCUCAUCAUGGGGACGUACACGGAGCACUGGUGGACGGAGCCGGACGACAAACUGGACUGCAGCCAGGAGGACAUCAGCGCCGCCCUGGAGGGCUGCAUCCUCACCGACCUGCUGCCCCUGUCCACCUCGGGGGAGAUCACCGUCUCGGGCAUCACGGCGGACGAGUACAUGGCGGAGUACAACCUGCGGCGCGACAAGGAGUACUCGCGCUUCCACGGCUACACCUACGACGGCGUGUGGGCCGUGGCGCUGGCCAUCCAGCACGCCGCGCACCGCAUCCGCCACUACCGCAAGAACGACACCAUGUCCAACUUCAAGUACCGCGACGCCAUGUGGGAGAAGGUGUUCCUGGAGGCGCUCAAGAACACCAGCUUCGAGGGGGUCACGGGCCCCGUCCGGUUUUACGACAACGAGAGGAAAGCCAACAUCCUGCUGAAGCAGUUUCAAGGCGGCGAGGAGAUCAAGGUGGGCGAGUUCAACGGCGUGACGGAGCAGCUGGACAUGGCGCGCGGCCACCCGGUGCUGUGGCAGGGCGGCCGGGGCAUGCCGCCCAAGGACCGCACGCUGCACCAGAUCCAGCACUCGCAGAUCAACCUCACGGUGUACGUGCUGCUGGCCUCGUGCGCCUCCAUCGGCAUGCUGCUGGGUUCCUUCUUCCUCAUCGUCAACAUCCGCUACCGCAACCAGAGGUACAUCAAGAUGUCAUCGCCGCACCUCAACAACCUCAUCAUCGUGGGCUGCCUGCUCACGUACUCGUCAGUCAUCUUCCUGGGGCUGGACUCGCAGCUCACGUCCAUCGAGACGUUCCCCUACAUCUGCACGGCGCGCGCCUGGCUGCUCAUGGCCGGCUUCUCGCUGGCCUUCGGCGCCAUGUUCUCCAAGACGUGGCGAGUGCACUCCAUCUUCACGGACGUCAAGCUCAACAAGAAGGUGAUUAAAGACUACCAACUGUUCAUGGUUGUCGGGGUGCUGCUCUUCAUCGACCUGGGCAUCAUGACCACCUGGCAGAUCGCCUACCCGUUCUACCGGGAGACCAAGCAGAUGGAGCCCUAUACGCACCCAUCCAGCGAGGACAUCAAGAUCAUUCAGGAGAACGAGUACUGCAUGAGCGAGCGGAUGACUGUGUUCGUGGGAUCAAUUUACGCGUACAAGGGCCUGCUCAUGAUCUUCGGCGCCUUCCUGGCCUGGGAGACGCGCCACGUCAGCAUCCCCGCGCUCAACGACUCCAAGUACGUCGGCAUGUCGGUGUACAACGUGGUCAUCAUGUGCGUCAUGGGCGCCGCCAUCUCCUUCGUGCUGUCGGACAAGCAGGAGGCGUCCUUCAUCAUCAUCUCCUCCUUCAUCCUGUUCUGCACCACGGGCACGCUGUGCCUCGUGUUCGUGCCCAAGCUCGUGGAACUGCGGCGCAACCCGCAGGGCUCCAUCGACAAGCGCAUGAUCCGCGCCACGCUGCGGCCCAUGUCCAAGAGGAGGGACUCGACGACCAGCGAGAUGGAGGAGCGCAUCCGGGAGGCCAAGGCGCUCAACGCCAAGAACAGGAAGCUGCUCCUGGACAGGGAGAGCGAGUACCAGGUGUUGCUGCGGCGGGUGGGCGGCAUGGACGGCCAGACCGCGCUGGAGGGGGAGCCCAUGGACAGGCUGGCCGUGCCAAAGACGGAGACGCUCAUCCGGAGAGAAGGAGUGCUGGGGGCGCCGUCCGCCACGGAGACGACCGACAUCAGCUCCAUCAACUCGGCCGAGACGGAGUACGUCAGCCUCGGAGCAGAGACGCCCGGCCAGAGCCGAAAGAGAUCGUUGGUCGCUGCGGCCAAGAUCGCGGAGGAGGGCCGGCGGGGGUCCGUGGCCGCCGUCCAGGAGCUCAGCCAGAGCAGGCGGGCGUCCCAGCAGGAAGCUGGGCUCUACGUGCGCGAGGCGAGCCGCGACUCGGAGCCGCAGGAGGACGACGAUGACGGCGCGGGCAGGUACCCGCCGUCCUCGCCGGCGUCCUCGGCGGCCGUCAGCGGCGGCGGCGCCCAGCUGUCCAAGGUCGUGUCCUUCAGCGACGUGACGGACACGCCGUACGAGGACGCGGACUACGGCGACGAGGAGGACGAGGACGACGAGGACACGACGCCGCGGCACCGCGCGCACCACCACCGCGGCCACCGGCACUCGGCGGCGGCGGGGUCGUCGCCGGGCAGCGCGGGCAGUGCCGCUGUGCGGCGCCGCAGCUCGGUCAAGAGCUCGAGUGAGAGUGGCAGUGGCGGGCCGUGCGCCAAGCGCAGGACUAGCGUGCCGGCCGCCAUGAUGCGCACCGUGCCCGGCGUGCCCGGCGAGUCGCACACCCUGGGCCGCCGCAGCCCCAGGAACCCCCAGUUCGUGCACCAGGACGAGCUGUGGCUGUCGCAGCGGCCGGCCAGGGGCGCCUCUCCGAGCGGCGGCGCCACGCCCCCGCAGGGGCAGGGGCAAAUGCCUGCCGCGGCCCCCGGGCCCCACGCCAGGGGCGGGUCCCCGCACGCCUCCAGCCCCUACUUGCUCAACGGGGGCGACGAGGAGGACCGCGAGGUGGACCGGCGGCCGUCCCUCAACUACCUCAGCAACAACUCCUCCACGCCCAGCGUGCCCGCCGCGGUGCUGGCGGAGCGCGACCGGGGAUACGACUACGGGUCGGAGAGGGGCUCGGACCGGGGCUCGGAGCGCGGCUCGACGGCCGGCCUCAUCCAACGGGCGGCGUCGGAGCGCGGCCGCGACAAGUGCUGCCACCACGGCAGUGGCGGCUCGUCCGGGCCGCACCACCAUCACUACCCGUCCUCGCAGCCCAACCACCAUCACCACCAUCAUCACCACGGCCACCACCAUCACCACCACUCCCGGGGCCGCUCCUCGACGGGCGGCUCGGCGGAGGACACGACGGUGAGCACGGCCGUGGAGCGGCAGGCGUGCGUGCGGCACGCGUACCGGCCCGCCUUGCAGCAGCAGUCCUCCCUCGCACACGUGCAGAGCACGCCCGACGUGGCUCGGCCCUACGGCCACCACCACCACCACCAUCACCACCACCGCGACCACCAUCGCGACCACCGCGAUGCCGUGGGCGGCGGCAUGAACUCGGCUGUGUCGGAGGGUGAACUCCUGGACCUGGCCAUCCUGCCCAUUUUCCAGAAGCUGCUUACCGAGAGGCACAAGUCGCGGUCGGGCUACGGCGCCUCCAUCGCCAGCUGUCCCAACAUCUCCAUCAAGUGCGACAUCGUCGAGUACUUGUGACGAGCAGUGCGCCACGCUCCGCCUUGCACCGCCUUGGACCCCCUUGGACCCACGGCACCAGUGCGCCGUUGUACUCUAUGUCAAUUUGUGUUGUUGUUUUUUUUUCGGGGUUUUAUCUAAAUAAUUCUCUCUGAGUGGGAUUGUGGUGAGUAGGUGGUGUGGUUGUGUGUAUGUGUGCGUGUGUGUCUGUGUCUGUCUGUCUACCUGUGUCUGUCUGUCUGCUUGUCUGUUGGCUGUUGGUGUGGUGUGAACUAAAGGGAAACCCCACGAGAACUCGUCACUCCAUGACCGCCCUCACCCUUCCCAUGCUCUCUGACUACUUUCUGUCUGUCUCUAAUUGUUAUUAUUGUUAUUUGUUGUUGUUUAUUGUUGUAAUGAACAUGGUCUUGGUAAAACUGCGUCUUGUGUCAAGUGUUUGACAACACUGUCACAUUAAUUGUUAGGUCCUCAGUUCCCUUCUAUUUUUAAUUUUUGUUGACUCUUUGUAUGCGAUUGCUACUGAUUUUAAUCUUUUCUAGCCCCAGGAAAGAAAGUAAAAGUUUACUCUGAUACAGUUGAAAUGUUCCUUUUAAGUCUGAUAAACCCUCCGAACUGUGCGACAAAGUUUCGCUAUGCUAAAAGUGUCCCCUUGUUUCACAGAGAACAGAAAGACUUGCUUGGACCGAUAAACUUACUACGACUCUAUUCAAAAUCUGUUAAUAUUGACUCACUACAUCAUUGUUUGGAAUUGGGUGCAAUGUUUGAGAGAAAGCAAUGUGCAAUUUAAUAUUCCAUUCAGCUACUAUUUCAAAGCUUGAUUUUUCCUUUCGGACAGUAUUUGGCUUUGCCUUUGGAAUAUUGAACAACUGGUGCCCAAAUUCAUCUCUCAAUGUAGUGCCUCAUUCGAAAAUAUCACAUCAUUAUGAAAAUAAAGUUUAUUUCCGUUAGAAAAUUCUUUUUAAAUUUGUUUUACAGUUGCAGGUUUGAUAUUAAAAACCUGUUACGAAGCAUAAUCAAAGUCCCUUGAGAAGCACAACGCAUAUGCUUCUUCUGUGCCAACAGUAUAAAAUUUGCCAGCCAUCUAAUUAUUUCUUAAUGAAAAGAAAAUAAAUAUUCAAAACAGUUCCCAAACAUCCUAGUAAGCUACUUCAAGGAAAAGCAUGAUUGUAGUUAUGUCUAGAAUUUUUGGAAACAAAUUGUUUGUUAUUAAAGGAUGUAUUCAGGUCUUGCAUCAGAAAUGGAAUAUAGGGAUAUAAAAAUUUAUUGUGUUCUCAACAAUGUGGGCUAGAAGUUAGUCCAAAUUGGAAUGGCUGUUAACUUAGUUGCUGGAACCAAAAUUUGUAGUACUAAACAGUCAUUUACUUUGUCAUAGAUCCCAGAGAGAGCACACUUUUAGAAUGAGUGUACCAGUUGGUAGCCAGCAGUUACCGCCCUCUAUGCCUCAAUGGUUAAAAAUAAAUAGUGUUCUUUUUCAGAGGAUCGUGAGAGCUUCAGUACAAUUCUUUAAGAGAGCACCAUUGGAAAACAGCACUUAUUUUUCUCUGUGCUUUCUUUGAAGGGAAUGGACAUUGGGGACAAGUUGUGUUGAUUCUUAAAUUUUAGGCAUAGGUUUCAAGACUGUUAAAGGGGGGUGGGUUAGCAACAAAAAUCCUGGCACUUGCAAUAAUGCAAUUUGAAAAAUAAAAUAAAAACGAGUCAAACCUUUUGUGUUCCUCUAUACUGUAUUUUGCUUUUCUCCGUCAAACUUCAAGUUCCAGUUUUCAAAUGGGUACCUCCAUUCACUAGUUUGUCUACGUGGAGCAGAGGGAGACUAGUCUGGGAUGGAAGUAUUGAAACGCAUAAAAGGACUUUUGCAAUAGAAAGACACACAGGGAAGUUAAUUAACUACCGUUGAAUUCACAUUGGGAGCUGAGUCUUUUCCUGUUGUCUUUUUUUUGCGGACCUAUUGAUAAAGAUGUUCCCGGUAACGUGAUGGUGCAAGCAUAAAUUUAAGUCAGAUGCUUUGAGGGACUCCGAGAAGAAAUGUUGCAUAGCUGGUUGUUUGUCUUCAUUUCUUGUAAUCCAUCAAUUUUCUGUAAUUGUCUUGCUCAUUUUGUUACUGCAUGUCUCCAGUAAUGUACUGUGUCUAAAUAAAUUGUUUUAUACUUAGCCUUCUCUACUAAGAUGAUGAUGGAUCUAACUGCUCAGUAAAUGAAUCAAUUGUGAGGCCUGUUUCUCAAUGUGAGAGAUGUUUUAUUACUCUUAGUAAUGUUAGACUGUACAUACAUGGAUGAAAGUUGUUGUUACAGAUAGUUGUUUAUGGAUAGUUGGACGAAUCGGAAUCAGGAGUGAGAUGGGUUGUACACUGUUGUCAUCUGUAUGCCCUUCCAUGAUAAUACAAUAUGAGAGUGAAUUGUUCAA